AAUUAACCUGAUGACAAGCAUUCGAUACUAAACUAUCAGAAAAAUGGCGCUUGCUGAAGUUUGCGGUCUCGAUAAGUUUGUUAAUUUUAAUGCUGUGCGCGAAAAAGAUCAGUUUUCGCAAGAAAUCGAAGCGUACAGUAGAAAUUUCGUUAACAAUGCACAGCUGGCUGUACCGCCUUAUUUAAAUCCUGCAGAAACGUUGGGUAAGUUUGCCGAAGGAACUGACGAAACUGGAAAACACUUGAAAAUUAAGUUUGAUCAUGGAACUACCACAUUGGGUUUCCAAUACCAAGGUGGAAUUAUUCUUGCUGUCGAUUCACGUGCGACUGGUGGUCAAUUUAUUGGUUCAUCCACCAUGAAGAAGAUAGUAGAAAUCAAUGAUUAUCUUCUUGGAACUUUGGCUGGAGGUGCAGCUGAUUGUGUCUAUUGGGACCGUGUUCUAGCUAAACAGUGUCGUACAUAUGAAUUAAGAAAUAGAGAACGUAUGUCUAUUGCUGCAGCUAGUAAGCUGUUAUCAAAUAUGGUAUAUACCUACAAAGGAAUGGGAUUAAGCAUGGGAAUGAUGCUUGCUGGGUGGGACAAAAGAGGACCUGGUCUGUACUAUGUUGAUUCAGAAGGUACUCGUACCCCAGGAAAAGUUUUCAGUGUAGGAUCAGGAUCAAUCUAUGCAUUUGGUACAUUAGAUUCUGGCUAUAGUUGGGAUUUAACUGAUGAAGAAGCUUAUGAACUUGGCAGAAGGUCUAUUUAUCAUGCUACCCAUAGAGAUGCUUACUCUGGUGGUAUUGUAAGAGUUUAUCACAUGAAAUCAACUGGUUGGGUCCACAUUUCGGAUGAAGAUUGCAAAGACCUCCAUUACAUGUAUCAAGAACAAAAAACAAAAGGAACUAAUUAGUAGCAUUUAUGAUUUACUGCAUUCUAUUAAAUGUUUUCUAUAAUAAAAUUCAUUUCUAAUAUUAAAAAUGAUUGCGUUCGUCAGCA
Messenger RNA from Megachile rotundata (alfalfa leafcutting bee), 978 nucleotides. It is a transcript of the gene Prosbeta5, whose product is annotated as Proteasome beta5 subunit. Gene Ontology annotation, cellular component: proteasome core complex; cytoplasm. The record is from RefSeq and is a predicted model, not a curated record. Gene Ontology annotation, molecular function: threonine-type endopeptidase activity. Lineage: Eukaryota; Metazoa; Arthropoda; Insecta; Hymenoptera; Megachilidae.